Molecule: messenger RNA, 900 nt
Organism: Echinostoma caproni
Lineage: Eukaryota; Metazoa; Platyhelminthes; Trematoda; Plagiorchiida; Echinostomatidae
Source: the annotation of a GenBank genome assembly
AUGAAGGCUCGUAACGUACGUAACGUGAUGGACUUGUUUGAACCUGCCAUGAUCGUAGCCAGAUCACCCGAAAUCACGACUGGUCAAGUAGUCCAACCGUCUCAUGCUAGACUUGUAAAGCUAACUUCAACCGAUCUUCAAGCGGCAACCAAUUAUUACAACCCAGCAGCCGCGGCAGCAGCAGCUGCUAUGAAUCCCAUGAUGACAACUGGCCUCCUAUCUAAUUUUGCAAUGCCCGCAGCUAUGGCCGCGGCCGCAUCGCCUACUGGAUUGGGCGGCCUAAUGCAAACCCCAGGAACUGCGCUAACAGCCACACCCAGUACAGACGCCCGACUUCCGCACCAGCUAUCAUUGACCCCGAUGAACAGUGGAAAUUUGCUGGUCAACUACUCAUCCUCGGCUGGUAGUAACCAAAUGGCCGCGCUGGCAGCUGCAGCUGCAGCCGGCGGAUCGCAGCUUUCCCCUUCAACUCUGGCUUUGCUGAUGUCAGCCUAUGGACAAGGAGCUGCCGCAGUCACACUGGGCACUGCAGUGAAUGGGAAUCCAUAUUUGGGUUUGCAGGCUUCUGCGCAUCCGGGGUUGGCUAAUCUAUCCGGAUCAAGUCUGCUCACUCUUAGCCCGUCCACACCGAACACUUUACCCCUGACUGGAUACACACCUAGCCAUACCACAAUGAUGGGCAACGGCCUCGCACAGCGUAAUUUGGGCACAGAUGUCACAAACGCUACCGAUUUGAACGCGUUUUCCACGGCGAUGGCCUAUCAGCGCCUACUGGGCUAUCCUUUAGUCCAAUCCCCUCUUUUGUCUAAUCCGACUGGGGCAACAGUGAACGGUAAUUUCAACAAUUGUACUACACUCACCUUCGGGUACAAUGCAACACUUGCAAAUCAUCUGAAUUAG